This is a messenger RNA of Exophiala viscosa, 716 nucleotides long. RefSeq lists its product as uncharacterized. Bases 409 to 681 code for a protein of 90 amino acids. The record is from RefSeq and is a predicted model, not a curated record. NCBI's taxonomy places the organism in Eukaryota, Fungi, Ascomycota, Eurotiomycetes, Chaetothyriales, Herpotrichiellaceae. The transcript has a single exon. Gene Ontology annotation, molecular function: structural constituent of ribosome. Gene Ontology annotation, cellular component: large ribosomal subunit; mitochondrion. Gene Ontology annotation, biological process: translation.
GGCGGCAUCGUGGGCACUGGGUCGUGAAGCCAUUGUCGUUGUUGAGUCGGCCGGUUGACCCCCUGCACAUCACGAGAUGCGGAAGGACCGCUCAGAACGUUAUGUCCUCAUGUACUCACUAUCAUAGCCCUCUGAUUUUGCACUCCAUCCCUAAGACAUGUCGAAAGAGCAAUGCCUCUGGAAUCCUGGUUACUGUAACGUUUACCUCGUGGUUGAGACGAACAUGCGGCGUGGCCGAACACGUUUGCGUCCGAGAAUGAUGCACCGUAGGGGUCGGGUACGGCACAACACCAAAUCUAUAUGCGCAGCCUUUUUUGCAGACUUUCCACUCUCACUAUUUUGUGAUAUCUUGCCAGUACACGCGUGACAAUACCAACCUUUCUCACCGCCCGUGUCCGAGAGCGAACAAUGUCCUACUUCCGCAUUACCCUGAUCCGAUCGGCCAUCGGCCUUCCCGCAAAAUCGAGCAACGUCCUGAAAGCUCUCGGUCUACGAAAACGCAUGGGGACGGUUUACCACCCUGUUACAACCUCAGUUGCUGGCCAGAUUAUGAGAGUGAAGGAGCUGGUUGCCGUAUCGGAGGUGGACAAGCCGUUGACAAAAGACGAAGUACACCAGGAAAGGGUGCCUGAUCCUGGCUUUUACAUUGAGUCCAGAGCAGGAGAAACGAACAGGGAAUAAUAUACAUGGCCGCCAAUGGAACGAGGGAACCACUG